GCGUAUAUGAGAAUGUGUGAUCUAACAUUGCUGUAGCCCCCAAAUAUCAGGAACACAAUCACUCUCGGCGAACUCCACUUUUGCUGAGAACCGAGAAAUCAGAGAGAAGUAGACAGUAAACGACAAAAAAUGGACAUAAAAUCAAUGGCGAAAUCGAAGAGAUCUCACACCCAACAUCACCAGCCCAAAAAACCUCCCAAAACAACUUCUUCCAGUUCUUCUGCUACUUCCACUUCUACUGCGGCGAAGAAAGAUGGUAGAGAGAGAAAGAAGGCUUCUUUACCAACCCCUUCACUUCCUUCAAAUUGGGAUCGAUAUGAAGAUGAAAAUCUAGAAGAUGAAAUUGAAGUAGUACGAUUCCACUCGGAUUCUUAUCAACCGAGUCCACUCGCCGAUUCUGAGUCUAAAUCAGCGGUUGAUGUUGAUAUUGAUGUGUUUAAGCCGAAGAGUAAAGGUGCUGAUUUCAGAGAUUUGAUUGCUCAAGCGAAAGAGUCUCGCUCUUAUUAUUCGCCUUCUUUUGAUGAUAAGUUGCCUGAGUUCUACCAGGGAGCGGCACCAAUGUUUGCUGUUCGGGGGGAAAAGAUUAUUUUACAGGAUAGGGAUGAUGAUUUUCUUAUGGAGUGUGAAGUGAGUGGCACUGAAGAGGUACCUUUUUUGACCCUAGAUCUAGAGGAUAUUGCAGAGCGGUUGUCAAACGUUGAUAUAGCUAAAAGACUCUUCAUCGAACCAGAUCUUUUUCCUCCUGAAUUGCGUGGCCAAGAAUCAAAUGAAGCUGAUAAUCAGGUGCCUUUUCAGAUAGACGAGAGACGAAAGAUGGAAAGAGUUGAUAGUUUCGGUGAGUUACUUGCUCUUUAUUUACAUGAGGAACAAAUGGCGAAAAGGCAGGAAGAUAUAGAUAGAGACGGUAUGAUAACUACAUCAAUUGCCCAGGACCACUAUGAUCCAGAUCAAGAAUCAGAAUCCAGUGUGGAUUUAAAACAGAGCAAACUGAAUGCCUUUGGAUAUAUUGAUGCCAGAGAAACAGUACAGAUCAAAUAUGAUAGCAAGAAAGAAGCAAAGAGCAAUUUAGAUUAUGCGGGGCAAGUUAGUCAUGUUACUGAACAAGUUACAAAGAGCAAAUUGGUAGACUUGGACUUUGUAGAUGAGAGAGAAAAGCCUCAGAUUACUGAUGUUGCUGAGCCAGAUAGAAGACCUACGUCUAGAUUCGAGGCAGCUUCUGCAGAAACAGAACUUGACAUGCUUCUUGGAUCAUUGAACGAUACGAAGCUUUUUGAUACACCAAUUAAUCAACCAGGAACAUCAGCAUAUAAGAUGGAAGAUAUUGCAGUCGAUGGAGCUCUGUCAAAACAUUCAUCGGGUCAAUCUGCAUCUUUAUGUCCCUUAACCAGUACUCUCGACGAUGAGCUUGAUGACCUCCUUGCGGAAACAACUAAAGCAGACAACAAAGAUGGUCUUUCCCAAUUUACUCAGGUUCAGUCAUCCUCUUUGUCCCAACCGAGUUCCAAGUCCAAGGUUCUGGAAGAUUUUAGUUUGUGGCUGGAUACUAUAUGAUUGUAACUUCUGAACCCCUUUCUGUAUUCUAGAUGUGUGUCGUAUAUUUCUAUUAAUAUUUGUUAAAGUAAACUUGUCUUAACUAAUCAACACUCCUCCAUAGCUAAACAAGUAAUCAAUCAAAACAUACAAGCACUGUUUUUGACUCACGUAGUUGCUACAUGCCUGCGUCAUGUGUUUGCUUUUGCUCACGUAGUUUCUACAUCAUGUGCAUCUGUUUUCCACAGAAGAAGACAAUGACUAUUCUGACAUCCCAUGAGCUAUAUUAUGGAUGUUUACUUUUGUCUAAAUCCUCUUCUCGAAGAUUUGAAUAAUCAAAUAUAUUAAAGCAAAUCGCGAUUUAUAGCAAGAA
Molecule: messenger RNA, 1903 nt
Organism: Beta vulgaris subsp. vulgaris (sugar beet)
Lineage: Eukaryota; Viridiplantae; Streptophyta; Magnoliopsida; Caryophyllales; Amaranthaceae
Product: protein ECERIFERUM 16
Exons: 4
Coding region: 130-1551 (473 amino acids)
Source: RefSeq, a predicted model, not a curated record